GCAUUCACGGCGGAAGAAUGAACAGGCGAACACAAAUCUGGAUGGAGGAAGCGCGUAGACGACCACGUGCACGUGCUAUGGGUGUCUUGCCGAAUAGCUUCUUUCGUGUGUUUUGCUCAGGUGAAACAAGCUGUUUAAGGUUUUACGUGUGCGGUGGAGAAACUUCAAAGUGAGAGGAGAAUACAAGUAUUUAAUUAUGAAAAAGAAGCAAUCACUUAAAAGGAAAACUUGUGAUGUUCUGGAGCAGCAGUCCACAUCUGAUGAUUAUGUCAUAGGUCAAGUAGCAGGAUGCCUAUUCACCAAUACGUGUGCCAGCAGUACUGGCAGCUUAGCCUCACUGUUUAAAACUGAAAGCACUCCUGCCAAGCCAGUAUACAUUACUGCUUCAAAGGUAAGCCCUGAGAAAAGACCACGCGCUGAAGAUGUGACUGCUUCAAACAUUGCACACAACUCUUGCUCUGUUAAAAAACAGAAAAAGUUAAAAGAGCGAAUAGUUAGUCUUGGUGAGCAGAAACUGCUUGACAGGGAGAGCUCACUGAAAACAGCAGAAGAAGAAAAAGGAAAACUAACAUUGUCCAAAACAAAGAAGAAAUCUAAGGCAUCUCCAUCUGAGGCUUCGUUUGAAGACUUUCAACAUGAGCGGAAAAAGAAAAAGAUAAACUGGGCAGAGGAAAGGCUGAAAAACAAAAGAACAAUCUUUGUUGGCAACUUGCCUAUCAGUUGCACUGAAAAGACACUCAAAAGUUUAUUUAAGGAAUAUGGAUCCAUUGAAUCUAUGCGUUUUCGCUCGGUGGUUCGUGGAGAAAAAAAGAUGUUAAAAAAAGUUGCAACAAUUAAACGGAUUGUACAUCCAAACGCAACCAGCAUCAAUGCCUACAUUGUGUUCAAGAGCGAAACGGAUGCACUGAAUGCUUUACAGAGGAAUGGAAAUGAAAUUGAACAUGGAUACCAUAUCAAAGUGGACCUUGCAUCUAGGAGUGAUUCACAUGACCACAAGAAAUCUGUCUUUGUGGGAAAUCUUGCUUAUGAUGUAAAAGAUGAAGAGCUAAGGGAACACUUCCUAGAAUGUGGAGAAAUUGAAGGUAUUAGGCUGAUUAAGGACAGAAAUACUGGCCUUGUUAAAGGUUUUGGCUAUGUACUGUUCAAGAGUGCAGAUUCUGUGCAACUGGCAUUGAAGUUAAAUUCCUCAGAACUGAAGGGAAGAAAAUUAAGAGUUCAACGAUCAGUAAAGAAACAAAGGCAAAAUAAGAACACUCUGGCAAUACAAAUGGUGCACACUGGAAAAAAAACUGCACCCAAAGCAACUGCAAAAGGCUCUUCCAAGGGCAAGUCUGGAAAAUAUUUUAAAGAAAAUGCUCACCCUGCUUUUAUAGGGGAAAUGGCUAAGGAUGGGAUGAGAAAUAAAAGUAAAGGACCAAAAAAAGCAUUCAGAAAAAAAGAUAGAAAAAGAAAAUAGUAAAAAUCAACAUUGUAAA
Erpetoichthys calabaricus (reedfish) is the source of this 1475-nucleotide messenger RNA. It is a transcript of the gene rbm34, whose product is annotated as RNA binding motif protein 34. The record is from RefSeq and is a predicted model, not a curated record. The transcript has 11 exons. NCBI's taxonomy places the organism in Eukaryota, Metazoa, Chordata, Cladistia, Polypteriformes, Polypteridae. Gene Ontology annotation, molecular function: RNA binding. The coding region runs from base 197 to 1456 and encodes 419 amino acids.